This is a messenger RNA of Iphiclides podalirius (scarce swallowtail), 1080 nucleotides long. The record is from the annotation of a GenBank genome assembly. NCBI's taxonomy places the organism in Eukaryota, Metazoa, Arthropoda, Insecta, Lepidoptera, Papilionidae.
AUGUCAGCCUAUCAUUCCAAUCAGACCGUUGUCGACAAGGUUCUACCAGAAAUGUUACAUUUAAUCGACCCACAUUGGUACCAAUUUCCACCAAUGAAUCCACUAUGGUACGGGCUGUUGGGUUUUACCAUCGCCGUUUUAGGUUUCAUCUCAGUCACAGGAAAUGCUAUGGUCAUAUACAUAUUUACCACCACAAAGAGCCUCAAGACCCCGUCGAAUUUACUCGUUGUCAAUUUAGCAGUUUCGGACUUCUUAAUGAUGGCUUGUAUGGCUCCACCUUUAGUUGUAAAUUCAUACAAUGAGACAUGGGUAUUCGGACCACUAUUCUGUGCAAUUUACGCUUGCGGCGGGUCACUGUACGGAACCGUUUCUAUAUGGACAAUGACAGCUAUCGCCUUCGAUCGAUACAACGUGAUUGUCAAGGGCAUUGCAGCUAAACCCAUGAGCAUCAAUGGAGCAUUGUUACGUAUCUUCGCUAUCUGGGUGUCUUCACUCGCAUGGACUGUCGCGCCUAUUCUUGGAUGGAACAGGUAUGUUCCUGAAGGCAAUAUGACUGCGUGUGGAACUGAUUACCUCACUAAGGAUUGGUUUAGCCGUAGCUAUAUUCUUGCUUAUUCAAUCUUCUGCUACUUCUUGCCGCUGGGUCUAAUCAUCUAUUCUUAUUUCUUCAUAAUUCAGGCUGUUGCAGCUCAUGAAAAAGCUAUGAGAGAGCAGGCAAAGAAGAUGAACGUUGCUUCUUUACGAUCAUCAGAUGCAGCCAACACUAGUGCCGAGUGCAAAUUGGCAAAGGUUGCCUUGAUGACCAUCUCAUUGUGGUUUAUGGCGUGGACUCCAUAUUUGGUAAUCAAUUUUGCCGGAAUAUUUGAGACCGCACCAAUUAGCCCCCUUGGAACAAUUUGGGGCUCUGUUUUCGCCAAAGCUAACGCUGUUUAUAAUCCAAUUGUAUAUGGCAUUAGCCAUCCCAAAUACAGAGCAGCGCUAUACCAAAGGUUCCCUGCACUGGCAUGUCAGCCUUCACCUGAUGAGAAUACAUCUGUUGCAUCGGCUAAGACAGCUGUUUGUGAAGAAAAGCCUUCUGCG